Molecule: messenger RNA, 2124 nt
Organism: Rhodotorula toruloides NP11
Lineage: Eukaryota; Fungi; Basidiomycota; Microbotryomycetes; Sporidiobolales; Sporidiobolaceae
Product: ATP-dependent DNA helicase 2 subunit 1
Exons: 16
Coding region: 1-2124 (707 amino acids)
Biological process (GO): telomere maintenance; double-strand break repair via nonhomologous end joining; cellular response to gamma radiation
Cellular component (GO): nucleus; Ku70:Ku80 complex
Molecular function (GO): DNA helicase activity; double-stranded DNA binding; telomeric repeat DNA binding
Source: RefSeq, a predicted model, not a curated record
AUGUCGCGAUCGUUUGGAAGAUACGACGAGUGGACGGCUGGAGUCGACAGCGACGACGAGGAUGACCUCCAGGAGGACUACCGGUACACCAAAGACUCGAUCUUGUGGUGCAUCGAGGCGACACCGACCAUGCUCGAGCCAAUGCUCGCUCCUUCGUCCUCACAUCCCUCCGACCCGACCCCCACUUCGACCGCUGCUCCCUCGUCGCAAGCCAAUGCGGUCGUUUGGAAGGGCGCACCGGCGAAGAGCAAGAUGGAGGAGUGUCUGAGGGCCGCGUAUGCCAUGAUGAAGCGCAAGGUCAUCGCCAGCCCGAAGGAUCACGUCGGGAUUGUCAUCUGGAACACGGCAUCGUCAAAGGGCGAUGUCGGCGACAACUGCUACCUCCUGCUCCCGCUCCAGCAGAUCACGGCUCAAAACAUCCGCUUCCUCAAGGACCUGCUUGAGAAGGCUGAGGCGGACGAGAACUUCCUGGCAGGAAUGUUCCGGCCGAACGAGGGGCAGAACAUCGUCGCCAACGUCUUCAGUCUCGCAAACAACGCCUUCCGCGAGCUCACGCCGAAUGCGAACAACCGCGCGUACUGGGUGACGGACAAUGAUGACCCGAUCAAAGGUGUCGAACAACUCUUCCACGUCGCCAAGGCCAAGCGCAUGGACCUGCACGACAUGAAGUUCCAUAUCGAGACGUUCUUCGUUCCGCCAACUUUCGGCAGCGAGUUCGACCUCGACAAGUUCUACGGCGAGGUCAUCACGCUCGAAGGCGACGAAGAAGGCGAAGGAGUCGCCGAACCCGUCGUCAACCUCGACCUUCGCACCGCACUCGAGGGCAUGAUCACUGCGAUGAGGACGAAGGAGUCUCAGAAGCGCGUGGCGUUCAAGAUCCCGUUCGUGCUGGGCAAGGACUUGAGUAUCGGGAUCGUCGGCUACAACAUGAUCGGCGAGGAGACGAAGAAGCUGCCGACCAAGGUUGUCCUCAACACGCAGGGCGGACAGGAAGUCGUUUCGAAGACGGUCUACAAAGACAGCGAAACGGGCGCCGUCCUCGACAAGAAGGACAUUAAGAAGUACUUCCAGGUCGGUCGCGACGACUUCGAGAAGGGCACCAAGGCGGCCAAGAUCUUCUUCAACGAGUCGGACGUGCGCAAAGUCAAGACUCUCGGUCGUCCGCCUAGCCUCAAGCUGCUCGGCUUCAAGCCGCGCGAGGGCAAUCUCCGCUUCUGGGAGACGGUCAAGCACAGCUACUUCAUCUACCCGGACGAAGAUCGCUACUUCGGCUCGACACGCACCUUUGCCUCGCUACUUAAAACAAUGAUCAAGAAGGACGUCAUUGGCUACGCGUCGUUCAUCCCCAGGACCAUCAGCCGACCGCAAGUUGUCAUCCUCAUCCCGCAGGCCGAGAAGCUCAACGCCGCUGGCGUCGCCAUCGAGCCGAACGGAAUUCACGUCUGCCAACUUCCCUUCGCCGACGACAUCCGCGACAUUGCGAUCGACAGCACGAUCAGCGUCGUGCACAAGCCGACGGAGGAGAACGAGGAUCCCGAUCAGCCCGAAAUCAACCAGGCGAACAAGAUCAUCAAGUACUUCACCAAGCCUUACAACCCUGACGUGUACCCCAACCCCGCUCUCAACUACUUCUACGAGACUCUCGCGGCCGUCGCUCUUGAUGAGGAAAUUCCCGAGCCGGACGACCGCACUUUGCCGCUGUACGAGACGAUCCAUGCGCGCGUCGGCAAGUACGUCGCUAGGCUCAAGGAGCUCAUCCCGCCGGAUCAAGUCGACCCGACGCGCAUCAAGACGUCAAACAAGAAGCGUGUCGUCAAGAAGGACGCCGCCGACCCGAACGAGCCGCCUCCCGACCUGUCCGAAUUCGUCGACGACCUCAAGCAGUACGGCAACAAACUCACGGUCGCGAAUCUCAAGGCUGCGCUCAAGCAGAUGGGCGAGAAGACGAGCGGGAACAAGUCGGAGCUGAUGGAGCGCGCGGUGGGAUACCUUGUCGAGCAUGGGUUGUGGGAGGAGAAGAAGGCCACGGACGAGAUGGACGUCGACGAGGACGAAGAGGAGAAGAAGCCGCGCAUCAAGAAAAAGAGGAAGGUCAUCGUCGGCGAUGAGGAGGACGACGACUGA